Molecule: messenger RNA, 809 nt
Organism: Camponotus floridanus (Florida carpenter ant)
Lineage: Eukaryota; Metazoa; Arthropoda; Insecta; Hymenoptera; Formicidae
Exons: 2
Coding region: 180-677 (165 amino acids)
Source: RefSeq, a predicted model, not a curated record
GAUCAUUCUGGUGCGGGAGCUCGAGCUCAAUAGUCGCUCUAGUUUAUUUCGUUAUCGUUUUCGUUUGUGAAGCUUUUGUCUGUCGCUGAUUACGAGACCGAGCAGAGGACGAGGCCGAGGACCAUCCCCCGCAGGAGGAAACAUAGUCGGCAACUAACACACCAAUAAAUAGAGUGAGAAUGUCCUGCGAAUUUUGGGAAAGAUAUAGAGAUGUCAUCGAGGCUGUCGAUGAACUACGCCCAGGAUUCUGGACAGCCCUGGCAGACGAGGCGCAGAGGAUGAGGGAGGCGCGUACGACCACCCGCGUGCGCGAAUUCCCGGCCCAACGAGAGGCCGGCAUACAGGCUGUCGUCGAAACUCGGGAGGCGAGCACCGAGCCUGUCGGCGCGGCACAUGAGGUGGCCAUCCAGACCACCCCAUUAAAAGUAGAGCCGGAUUCGACCUCCACGGAGGACUGGGACGCUCCGAGCCCGGGGUCCCCGUGGGACAGUCCCCAAGGGAGCAGGCUGUCGUCGGCUUCGGACAAGUGGCCAAACCUCCCGCCGAAUCACCGUCACCGAGCCUCCCGGAUCCGCCCAAGGGGUGCUGGAAUUGUGGCGCCAGCACCCAUUUGGCCAGAGAUUGCCCCCGAGAGGAGAGGCGAGUUUAUUGCUUCCGCUGCGGCACACCGGGGGUAACCGUGAAGACCUGCCCAUACUGCCGCUCUGGUUGGUUGGCCCAAGGGCCGUAUAAGGAAGGCCGUGGCCACCAAGGUCCGGACCCCCCUCGAGGACGCCGAGCGAGAGGAGCCGCCCGCCCGCGACCCUACU